AUGGCACGUACCGUCCUCUCCAUCACGGCUGCGCUCUUGUGCGCCAUCGCGGGUGUCGCGCAUGGCGCAAACGACCAGCCCGCUCAGGCACCUGCUGCUCAAGAGCCCGCGGUCAUUCCGGGAUCCUACAUGGUGGAACUACAAGACAGCGAGCCGCUGACCAUCGCAACUGGACAACAGGACACUAGCGCCUUCAUCACCAGCCUAAAGUCCGACCUCGGUCAGGACAACGUCUCCCCGCGUACUGAGCUCAAGUCGAGACUUUUCAACGGCGUCUCGUUCCGCCUCUCGGAUGACUUGGUCCGGGAGAACGACAACUCCACCGUCAACAAGAUCGCCAACCUGCCCCAGGUCAAACGACUUUGGCCCGUGCAGAUCGUCCCGCGGCCGCAGACAGAGACCGCAUGGACGGCAGAAGGCGUGCAGACGCAGUCCAACAGCCGCCAUCGACGCCGCCAAGCCGCGGUCCCAUACCCACCUCACGUCCAAACCCAGGUCGACAAGCUGCACGCCCGCGGCCUGACAGGAAAAGGUGUGCGGAUCAGCAUCAUCGACUCGGGCGUCGACUACCUCCACCCCGCACUGGGCGGCUGCUUCGGCCCGGGCUGCGUCGUGUCCUACGGCUACGAUCUUGUCGGCGACGCCUACAACGGCAGCAACACGCCAGUGCCUGAUCAGGACCCCCUGGACCAGUGCGCCGGCCAUGGCACCCACGUGGCUGGCAUCAUCGGCGCGCAGCAGGACAAAGUCGCACUGACCGGCAGCGGGCUCAAAGGUGCAGCACCGGGCGCGACGCUGGGUAUGUACCGCGUCUUUGGAUGCACCGGCGGGUCUGGAGUCGACGUCCUCAUUGCCGCGGUAAUCAGGGCGUUCGAGGACGGCAGCGACGUCAUCACUGGAUCCUUGGGCGUCUCGAGCGGCUGGAGCGAGAACCCGUUCGCCGUCACCGUGUCGCGCAUGGUGGCGGCCGGGGUGCACGUUACCUUUGCUGCAGGAAACGAAGUUGGCGGGACCGAGGGAAUGUUUGGUAUCAGUGCGCCAUCGACGGGUGGUGGAGUGCUUGCUAUUUCCUCAUACGAAGCGUCCCUGGCUCCAACUUACGACGCGGCCAAGGGAACGGUCGUGUACACGCGCCAAGGAGUGCAAAGCGGCAGUGUCAGCCGCUUUACCAGCUGGGGGCCCAACUACGAGUUGCAACUCAAGCCACAGUUUGGAGCACCAGGCGGGCAGAUCCUCUCGCUUUGGCCGACCGCCUUGGGUGGAUAUGCGGUGAAUUCCGGCACUUCAAUGGCCACGCCGCUUGUGGCGGGCGUCAUCGCACUGCUUAUCGAGGCGCGCGGCAAGAUCGCACCAGGCGUGGUGGAGAAGAUGCUUUCCUCAACGGCGAAGCCAGCACAGUCUUAUCGCCUUUCUAGUGCAGGCUUCUGGGUUCUCAAUGAUGGACUGGCGCCCGCCGUUCAACAAGGCGCUGGCCUCAUCCAGGCGCUGGACGCGCUCGAGUCCACCGUGACUUUGGACGUGCCAAACCUGUCACUCAACGACACGGACAAUUUCUCCGGCUCGACUUCGUUCAAAGUCACAAACCUGGGACAGGAGAUUGCCACGUACAAUGUUUCUCACUCGCCUGCCAACACGGCCAACUCCCUCAACGCCAUCUACAGAAACUCAGACCCCGACUUGAGCAAAGCUGCAGCAAAAGUGUCGCUUGAGCCGUCGACGCUGACUCUGGCGCCAGGUGAGAGCGCGGAGGUGACCGUGGUGGUUUCCCCACCUACCGACCACGGCUUCGAUCCCACAAGCCUGCCCAUGUACUCUGGGUGGGUGACGCUCAACGGGACCGGCAGCACGGGUCCGGCCCAGUCGUUGUCGCUGCCAUACUUUGGAUGCGCCGGCUCCAUGCGCAACGCGACGGUCAUGGCCGUGAGCAGGAUGCAAUUAUUGGACACUGGGAAUGCGAACGGCAGUGGUCUACGAGACAAUGUAACGUUCCAGCUUGCCGCACCAAGCGCACACACUGACUGGGCCGUCGAUGCGCUCAACGUGACGAGCGACGUUCUCGCAGUUGGGUCGAUGCCGGUAGCACACACAUGGCUGGUGCUGGGAAGCCCCGAGCUCAGGUUAGAGAUCGUGCCACUUGAGGGACCCGCGCUGGCAGACGCAAAAGACAACGGGCUAGGCUUGAAGGUCCUCGGCAGCGCAGGGGCAGAGUUCCCAGUCAUGUAUAGCCGUGCUACGGGGCAGCUGACUGGCUGGGAUGGCAGUCUGGCUGAUGGGACGUGGGUGCCGGCCGGGCGAUACCGGUUUAGUAUAUCUGCACUCAAGAUCAUGGCCGACCGCACAAAGCGGGAGUCGUGGGACGUGUACAACUCGCCCGAGUUUUACAUUCGCUGGGUCAAGACUGCCUAG
This is a messenger RNA of Pyricularia pennisetigena, 2406 nucleotides long. RefSeq lists its product as uncharacterized. The record is from RefSeq and is a predicted model, not a curated record. Gene Ontology annotation, biological process: proteolysis. Gene Ontology annotation, cellular component: membrane; cytosol; cell wall. The transcript is spliced from 2 exons. Lineage: Eukaryota; Fungi; Ascomycota; Sordariomycetes; Magnaporthales; Pyriculariaceae. Gene Ontology annotation, molecular function: serine-type endopeptidase activity; tripeptidyl-peptidase activity. Bases 1 to 2406 code for a protein of 801 amino acids.